AUUUAUUUGAAAGCGAUAUCUUAGGCAUUUUAGGUCAGAUGUAUCCCACCACUCGUAUUAACGCAUAUCUUCAUAUCGUGUGUCUUUUGUAAUGUAUAGUUAAAGCAGUCGAGUAAAAUUCUUGAUAACUUUAUUAUUGGAACAAAUUGAAUUUCUUUCAAAAAUGUUUGCUGAACUUUUACCAUUUUGGACGAAAUAUGGAUAUCAUAUAUUAAUCUUUAUCAUAUCUUCCGUUUUUUUAAAAGUUUUUUAUGAAAUAUCGAGAAAGGGCGCCGUUCUUAUUCAGAAUAAUAAAUAUAAUUUUAAUACCUUGAAUAAUACAGUACAGCAGCUAGAAGAAACAGAAGAUAGCGAAGAACCUGCGCUACCAAAAGAUUUAAAACACAUUCCAUACGAAUAUCAAAGACCCUCUGAAGCAGAGUUACUCUCUAGAGCUUCCAGGUUUUAUAAAAUAGCAGCUUCUAGAAGAAGUGUAAGAUUUUUCAGUUCAGACCCUGUACCAAAAGAAGUUGUACAAGAGAUAAUAAAAGCUGCAGGUACAAUAUUAUAUUAUUACAUUCAAAAAACUUCUUGUACAUCUGAAUCUGUUUUAGGCACUGCGCCUAGUGGUGCUCAUACAGAACCAUGGACAUUCGUAGCGGUAUCAAAUCAAAAGAUGAAAGAGCAAAUACGGUGUAUCAUUGAAACAGAAGAAGAAAUUAAUUAUACAAAAAGAAUGGGAGUAAAGUGGACAACAGAUCUACUUCCAUUAAAAACCAAUUGGAUUAAAGAGUAUCUGACUACCGCUCCUUAUCUGAUACUGUUAUUUAAACAAACUUAUGGAAUUUUACCUAAUGGAAAAAGAAAAGUUCAUUAUUAUAAUGAAAUAAGCACAUCGAUUGCUUGUGGUAUCCUUAUCGCUGCUAUACAGUACGCAGGUUUGGUAACUCUGACUUCUACUCCAUUAAACUGUGGACCUGCCAUUCGCAACCUUCUUAAACGUCCUCCCAACGAAAAGCUUCUUGUACUAUUGCCAAUUGGGUAUCCAGCGAAAGAUGCAACAGUGCCUGAUUUUCAGCGAAAACAAUUAUCUGAUAUUUUAGUAGAAAUUGAUUGACAUGUAUCGACAUAUCAUCAAAAUUAAUUACUCUCUAUUUAAUAAUAAUACUUUUAUCAGAAUACUUGGAUGCUUGUGGGAUAAUAUAAAAUAGGUGUACACACAAUCAUAGAUUUAUACAAAUCCUGUUUUUUCUUUUUUUUUUUAUAAAAAAACUUAUAUUUUUUUGAGUAUUGUUUGAUACUUAUGAAUACCUUACAUUACACUUUCGCAAAUAUAUAUAUAUUAUUUAUUAUAAUUAUAGAAUAUAGUUUUCCUUGGUCAAAGACAUGACUUUCAAUCUUAUAAAGUUAUCCUAAAAUGUUCAAAAGGGAAAGUAAUCCCUGAAAUAUAGCACCCAAAGAAGUUCUCUAUCAUUAUGUAUUAUCUUUCUGCACUCGAGAAAAUAUUCAUGGCACACAAUAAGACUGUCUGAAGUUAGUGAUUCGUUUGUUUAUAUAAACUAAUGUUUAUUCAAAUUUGCAUACAGUGUGUUAAAGGUAAGCAAUAUAAAAUGUAAGUUCACCACUUUCAAUCAAUUCAAACUCAAAAAUUGUUUAUAGACUAAUUCUCGUGUUACCUAAUUACGCAAUUCCACUUUAUUAAGUGAUCCUAAAAUUAUUGAUAAAAAAAAAAAAAAAAAGAAAAAAAAGAGAGAAAGAAACAAAUUACAUCAAUGAGUACCAAAUAUCACCACAGUAUCUUAAAUUAAGUACAUUCGAUAUAUAAAAUAUAAAAAUACUGAGCUAACAAUAAAGGGCAUAUAGAAUAUAAUUUUCUGCGGUACUGCGAGUCUGUAUGUCAUAGCUAUACUGCUACUAAUGGCUGUGUCAUUAAGUGUAAAAGCUUUAGUAUCAUGAUACAUUACAGAUAAACAGGUAGUGUUCUAUUUUAUCGCUAUUUAUGAAA
Molecule: messenger RNA, 1984 nt
Organism: Osmia lignaria (orchard mason bee)
Lineage: Eukaryota; Metazoa; Arthropoda; Insecta; Hymenoptera; Megachilidae
Gene: Iyd
Product: Iodotyrosine deiodinase
Cellular component (GO): plasma membrane
Molecular function (GO): oxidoreductase activity
Source: RefSeq, a predicted model, not a curated record